Molecule: messenger RNA, 4443 nt
Organism: Oncorhynchus gorbuscha (pink salmon)
Lineage: Eukaryota; Metazoa; Chordata; Actinopteri; Salmoniformes; Salmonidae
Product: zinc finger protein 585A-like
Exons: 4
Coding region: 351-3737 (1128 amino acids)
Source: RefSeq, a predicted model, not a curated record
GCUAGCGGAAUAAUGCUUCCGGGUUGGAUCCUUCAAAAUAAAAUCCCUCAUGGGAACAUUGAAAUUUCAUUAAAUCGGUGACCAUACAAGAUCUGGUGUUAUGAGACUCCAGUUCUAGAAGACUUGUGAAUAAACACAGCCCUCUUGGCACACACUGAUUUGAAUCGGCAUUGUUUUCACAUCAUUUUAAUUCAAUUACUUUGAACCAACAUGGAAUAGACCUUGAAUUGACGUCUGUGCCCAGCGGGAGGAGAGACACAUCAAACUUGUGACGGCUCCAUACAAUACCCAGGUUUAUUUAUUAUUGCUGUUUUUUUUUAACCAAGAAACAUUCUAACUCGACAGACAAUAUGAGUCAAAAGAAGGGAACAUUGAUGGAUGAAAUCGAAAAGAGUUUAUGGAAUUUAACUGAGGACAAUUUACGCUCCCUUUGUGAACGUUAUGGCCAAGAUGCAUCCGAAGUUAAAGGAAUGGAUCACCGCUCGUUGCGGCGUAAAAUCAUGGAGGAAAUGUGGGACAAUACGGAUUCAAUGAAAUCAGAGGAGCAGGGAACGUCUUGGUUAGUCCAACUGAAAGAGGACAUCAGAAGGAUACUGGAGGAUGCUAGUGGUGAACCCGUGAGUCCCAGCCAAUCAGAUGAAGAAUGGAACGGAGAGGGAGGGGCUGGGUUACCUAGCAACAGGUUGGAGGUGGAACCCGUGAGUCCCAGCCAAUCGGAUGAAGAUGAUCCUGUAGACUGCGAUGAAGAAUGGAACGGAGAGGGAGGGGCUGGGUUACCUAGCAACAGGUUGGAGGUGGAACCCAUGAGUCCCAGCCAAUCGGAUGAUGAUAAUGACGCUGCAGACUGUGACGCAGGGGACACGGAUUGGUUGCCUAGCAAUGGGCUGGAGGCAGAGUCCACGAGUCCCAGCCAGUCCGGUGAUUGUGAUGCUGCAGACUGCGAUGAAGAAUUGGACAGGGAGGUCAGGGAAGGGCUGGAGGUGGAGUUAUCUCCAGAGAAGCAUACACCAGAGCAGAAGGACAAGCGUGGCCCACCGAAGACCCUGUGUCGUGCCUCUCCCGGUACCGCCUUAAUUUGGGGUCUGAAGAGGGUGUCUGUGCAGCUGAUGGACUGCAGGAAAACACCGGGGCAGAAAACCUCCAAGAAAACCCACUCCUGUGCUCAGUGUGGGAAGAGUUUUGCCACAAAAGACAUUCUGGAGCGACAUCUGCUAACUCACACUGGAGAGAAACAGAAGAAUAUAUGCGCUGAAUGUGGAAAAGUAUUCAGUACAUUUUCCAGCCUUACCAGACAUCUGAAAACUCACACUGGAGAGAAAUGUCAUGUUUCUGAAACCACAUGCUCUGAAUGCGGAAAGACAUUCAGUACACAUUCCAGUCUUAGGAGACAUCUGCUAACUCACACUGGAGAGAAACCGUACGUUUGCCCUCGUUGUAAGAAAGGUUUCAAUGAUCCAGGAAACUUGAAGAAACACAUCAGGAGAGCUCACCCAGGAGAGAAGUUGGGUGUGGAGAGGCUCUACCGUGAACCGUGUCCUCAAUGUGGGGGGAAGUUUCCCACAAAGAAGGCUUUGGAGGAGCACCUGGUAACCCACACAGGAGAGAAACCUCACCAGUGCUCUGACUGCGGGAAGGGAUUCAAGGAAUUGUCUAGUCUUAAGAGGCAUCUGAGAACUCAUACUGGGGAGAAACCAUACAUUUGCCCUCGUUGUGGCAAGCCUUUUAAUGAUCCAGGAAACUUGAAGAAACACAUGAAAAGAACUCACUCCGGAGAACAUUCCAAAGAGAAACCUUCCAAAAACAAUGUUGGUUCUUCAGAACAGGAGACCGUAAAGAAGUCAGCCCUUCAUCCAUGUUCUCACUGUGGGAAGAAGUUGUCAACCAAGACAAGACUAAAGAUUCACCUGAAGACCCACACUGUAGAGAAAUCUCACAUCUGUCCCGACUGCGGGAAGAGCUUUGCUUUCCGUCCCUCCUUGACCAAACAUCAGAAACUUAGUCAUUCAGAGCACGGAGGAGUGAAACGGCACGAAUGUUCAGUCUGUGGGAAAGUCUUUAAUCAACCAGGAGCCUUGAGGUCCCAUCAAAGAACCCACACUGGAGAGAAACCUCACCUCUGUGCUGACUGUGGGAAGAGUUUCUCUUUUCAGUCGUCUCUGAAAAGACAUCAGGCACUUCACGCAGCAGGUAGUGCGAAGCCCCACAUGUGCUCUGUCUGUGGGAAAGGCUUUAGAGAUUCUGGAUACUUAAUAAAACAUCAAGCCAUCCAUUCGGAAGAGAAACCUCACCUCUGUUCUGAUUGUGGAAAGACUUUUGCAUCCUUAUUUACCUUAACGAAUCAUUCCAAAUUGCAUCGUUUAAACAGAGACCAAUUCCAAUGCCCUGAAUGCAAACGCCAUUUCCCAACAAAGGAAAGGCUGACAAGCCACCAGAGAACGCAUACCGGGGAGAAACCAUUUCGCUGCUCCCAAUGCCACAAACGCUUCUCUCACUCAAGUAGUUAUCAAAGGCACCUUCGUAUGCACACUGGGGAGAAACCCUUCAUUUGCCCCCUUUGCGGGAAGCAAUUUAACGACUCUUCGAAUCUUAGAACACAUGUUAGAAGACAUAAAGGAGAGAAGGUAGGCAAGACACAGGUCUCUGAGCCAUGCCCUCAAUGUGGGAAGAGGCUGGCUUCUAAGGCAGGGUUAGAGACUCACCUGCGGACCCACACUGGAGAGAAACCUCACCUCUGCGCCGACUGCGGCAAGAGCUUCGGCUUCCACUCAGCUUUGAGAAGACAUCAGAAAACGCAGCACGGAGAGCAAGUAGCGAAGCCGCACGUCUGCUCUGUCUGUGGAAAAGGUUUCAUGGAAUCUGGAGCGCUGAAGAAACAUGUGGUGACCCACGAGGAGAAACAGCACCUCUGUCCCGACUGCGGGAAGACCUUCAGGGUGGUUCAGGCCUUGUCAAAUCAUCAGAGAACCAAGCAUCAAAAAACGAACAAGGAAGUAAGAGAGAAGAAUCCGUUCUUGUGCCUUACUUGCGGCCAGGAAUUCAAUUCAAAGCAUAGAUUGGUAAUCCACGAGCGAAAGCACACAGGAGAGAAGCCUUACCAAUGCUCCCAUUGCGACAAAUGCUUCACUGAGAAGUCAUACAUGAAACGUCACCAAACGGUGCACACGGGAGAUAAACCUUUCCAGUGCUCCGUCUGCGACAUGAAGUUUUCGCAUGGUGCAUCUUUAAUACGGCACCGCCUAAUACACUCAGGUGAGAAACCGUACCACUGCACUUACUGCGACAAGAGUUUCUCUCAGUCAAAUACGCUGAAAACACACAUACUAACGCACACCGGAGAGAAACCGUACCAGUGCCCCGACUGCGGGAAGCGUUUCACUGAAAAGAAAGCCAUGAAGAAACACCAGCGCAACACACACGGGUCAGGGGCACACAGCAACACACACGGAACAGAGACACACAGCAACACACACGGGUCAGGGGCACACAACUCUGCUUUCUCUUUGCCUGGUAAAAAACUGAGAUUGAGUCAAGACGGGAGCCCUCGAGCAAAGCCGUACCAAUGCCCUGACUGUGGCAAGUGUUUCUCAGAGAAAAGAGCUCUUACGAAACACCAGAAGACACACAGGAGAGACAGCGCCCCCUAUUGGUCCGGUAUACUGCAGCGAUGGAGUCAAGACCCGCAACACUCUAAUACUGACUCAGACUCUGACCAAGACCAAGACUGGACCUCUUUAUAAAGACUCAGACCAAGACAGGACCUCUUUAUAAAGACUCAGACCAAGACUGGACCUCUUUAUGAAGACUCAGACCAAGACAGGACCUCUUUAUAAAGACUCAGACCAAGACAGGACCUCUUUAUAAAGACUCAGACCAAGACAGGACCUCUUUAUAAAAGACUCAGACCAAGACAGGACCUCUUUAUAAAGACUCAGACCAAGACAGGACCUCUUUAUAAAAGACUCAGACCAAGACAGGACCUCUUUAUAAAGACUCCGACCAAGACAGAAGAGACUCAGAUCUCUUUUUAAAGACUCAGACCAAGACAGGAGAGACUCAGAUCUCUUUAUAAAGACUCAGACAGGGCUUCAGUAUUGACCCCCAGUCAGAUGAGCCCAGGACCUCGUUUAAACAGGGCAGAUAGGAUUGUGUCUUGUUUUGGCAAACAGUUCUUCAGGCUUUUCCCCUUCACACUAUGUCAACCUUCAAUAUGCGAAUUCUGCUUUAAUUAAAGCAAUUUUGUUUUGUUGUAUUGAGACUUUUCUCAAUUAUAUAACAUAAUAUAUAUAUUUUUUUUAAAGAGUAAUUGCACCAAGAGCAUGAGAAGAUCAUUCUUUCAACCAAAGAUAAUUUGGUUGAAAACACCAAGAUGAUGAGAUCAACACCAUCUUCGGUAUAAACAAGCUGAGGGAUGGGAAUGGGGGGGACAACAACCUCGAAUUCAUA